This is a messenger RNA of Halichondria panicea, 4136 nucleotides long. RefSeq names its product DENN domain-containing protein 5A-like. NCBI's taxonomy places the organism in Eukaryota, Metazoa, Porifera, Demospongiae, Suberitida, Halichondriidae. Gene Ontology annotation, molecular function: small GTPase binding; guanyl-nucleotide exchange factor activity. Bases 122 to 3922 code for a protein of 1266 amino acids. The record is from RefSeq and is a predicted model, not a curated record. The transcript is spliced from 25 exons.
UAUAAUUACCUUAGCUUACAAGCUAGCUAGCUAGCUAGCUAUAAAUAUCCAACACUCAAGCCUAGCCUUCUAGCAACUCGCUGUCAAACAACCGAUAAAUUAAAGUAUUACUGAACGUGAUAUGCCUAACCUUGUGGACUACUUCACCGUGUGCGGACUAAGCCACGACCUUGACAAAGAGAUCAGUGAAGGGCGUCUCUCUGCAUUGACUCCGCCCCUCUCUCGAUCGUUCACCUGCAAGCUCCUCUCACGAUUCCCUGACAAGCAGUUGAGCUGGAACCACUUUGAUGAGGCGGCCAUCAGAACACUAUGCAUGCCUGAGGGCCUCGUGUUCAAGAAGAACCUUCCCGACCCAUCCACCUCUACCUUCCACACCUUCCUUGUCACCAGGGAGAAUGGGACACACUCGUACGGAAAUGUUCUAACCUUCCACGAACCUGUCAAAAACGCUAAAAUCCUCAACGUUUUGGAGUCUCUUCAACAGAAAUACAUUGAGAAGAAACGGGUUCCAAUCAGCUCUGAGGCAGGCUACUGUUUCUCUCGAGAUAAGGACCAAUUGUAUUCCCCCAAGUGCUUGUGUUUGAUUACUUCCGAGCCAAUUCAUGAGCCAUUCAAAGUGUACCUGAAGCAGCUGUAUGCAGUGACCGUGGGCAGACAAGUGACCCCCCUCCCUGUGGAGAGCUACCUCUAUAACCUCCUGUUUGAAGUGCCCAUGCCCUCUCCAGGGAAACAGGUCAAAUUCUCAGGUCCCCUUGGUAAGCUGACGUGCCAGCGUCCCUCACUAGACGAGUUCCCUCUCUGUGAUUACUCAUUCAAGACCUUCUUUGAGAUCCUGGGAGUGAGGAACGCAGUCAAACUACUCACCUGUAUACUGUUGGAGCAUCAGGUCCUCGUCAAGGCAUCAGACUACGAGCAGCUGAUGCUCAUCUGUCACUGCUCCACAACUCUCCUCUUCCCCUUCUCUUGGCCGCAUGUCUUCGUCCCGUUCUUACCUGCCUCCCAACGAGGGUUCCUGGACGCUCCCGUACCCUACAUCAUGGGUCUGAGAAUCGACCAAUCAUCAGACAGCUAUCUCAACCUCCCAAACGUGGCGUCCCUGUGCACUGUGGACGUAGACACAGGUUGUGUGGAGUGCCCUGAUGAGCUGCCAGCUCUGCCCAAUGAGGAGAGACUCAUCUUACAGUUGUCAGACAAAGUGCAGGCAUUCAAAGUGAACUGUCCUGACCUCCCUGACCUCCCAUCCUCACCCCCUCUCUCAGCCAGGAAACCAAGUAUCAUUGAUGCACUCAGAGUAGUCCAACACCUGACUGAGAACGUGGGCAACUCUGACCUGAAGAAGCUUCUCACAGAGGCAGCUGUCAACAAUCCUCACAUCCCUAACAUUAUCAACAUAGCCACAAGAGCGGGUAUCAAGACCCCCCUCUCUCCCACGGCAUCACUGGACGAGGGGGCGUAUGACCUCGAUGACGAGGAAGAGGACCAACGAGGAGAAUGGGACUAUGCUACAAAUCGAUCCGAGGCUGACUUUGCCACUGUCAUUAGAGACGUCUUCGCUAGCUACUUUGUUGAACAGUUUUCAAAUUACGAGAACUUCAUCAUCAUGCCACAGCAGAGCCAUGAACAAUGGACAAAAAACAGAGAACAAUUUCAGAAUUUCGACAAAACUGCAUUUAUUUCCGACCAGCCGUCCAAUUGUAGCGAGUUUUUCUCGGCUUUUGUCGAAUCUUGUAUGUUCACUUCGUUCAUCGACGAAAAGAUUGUGACAUUUUGGGACCCGGACAAGACUGGGCAUCAGCUGAGUUUGUUUGACGCUCGAGUGGAGAGUUACAGAGACAAGAGUGGGCUGGCCAAACCACCUACCACACCUGGGUCUAGGAUACCAAGUUUGUCCAGUGAGGGCUGUAUGGAUGUGAGCAUGGAUGUGAUAGAGGAGACUGCCCCUCUCCCUCACGGCCUCUCCAAGGAGGCACCUCUACGCAUACCUACAACCAACGGAACCUUUCCACCUCUCAAUGCAGCACUGCUCAAAAUAAAUACUGAUGACUACAGCCGGGAGCAGCCCACCCCCCCUCCAACCAGGGUCUCAGUCCUGAAGAGAGAGUACAACAGUGACAGUAUGCUGCUGGGGAAUUCCCCGGGCAAAGGUCGUACUCGUCGCAAUGGGUCAGGUGGUGGGAGUGGCCUGUUCUCCUCUCACAGUCACGCCAAGUUUGUGAGUCAACUCAUGAGAGAAAGUAGACUCAGGGUGAAACACAUGCUGGGCAGUAGUGGAGAGAGCGAGAACGUGAUUGAAGAGAACACACACAUAGCCUACCUCUGUGACCUCCUUGAGAGAAUCUGGGGCCACGGUCUCAAGAAGAGAGAUAGCAAGUCUCCACUGUGGGCUCAUCUGAUGGCUUUUGCUGAGAGUUUAGGGGCAGAGGAUUUCAGUCCGUCAGAUAGGGGGCGUGUCUCACCCCCUGGCCGCGCCUUCCUAACCUCCUCCAUGUCCUCGCUAGCCAUGCAGACCACCUCCUCUCCUCCGAGUGGUAGUGGGGAGGAGUCUCCUCGUACCUCACAGACACUGAGAGCUCACUUCAGACGAAGAAAGUUCCAGUCCCCCCAGUUACGAUCUCGGGUGGAGUCCAUCCUCCAGCCACGCUCCUCUACACUCCUCGAUGACCUCAGUAUUGUGCACCAGAUGCGAGAGCUGAAGACGGACGUGGGGCGUACCCGAGCCUGGGUGAGACUGGGGCUCGAGAACAAGUCACUCUCCAGACACCUCUCCACACUGCUGGAGCACAAGGAACUCAUCAUUCGACGGUAUCGUGAGUAUGCAUUCAUUGGGACGGAUGAGGAGAGAGAACAGUUCCUCUACCAUCUUCUCACUCUCACAGCCAGGGACUUCAGCUGCUUCACCACCGGCUUCCUAGCAACCACCAUGACGUAUCGAGUGCUGGUGGUGGGUGAGGGUAAGCACUUUGGACUCAGCACGGCCUGUCUCAAUGUGACUCUGGGAGGGGAGGUGGCAGAGACUGGUGUCAUGGAGAUACCACGCGGAGAGUAUCAGACCGAUAUCACUGGCAAGAACCUUGGUCCCCUGACAUGUCUUCGUAUCGGCCAUGAUAACUCUGGUCUCACUCCCUCUCUCUUUGUGGAGAUGGUCCUCGUCCAUAACCUCACCACCGGUCAGACCUACAGGUUCAACUGUGGUCACUGGUUUGCCCGAUCAGAGGAAGAUGGAAGUGUGGAGAGAUUCCUGGUGGCUAACAAAGUCCCCCAGACACUGGCCAAGUCAGGGGCCAUGAGCGCUCUGGAUGUGGACACUGUCCUCCCUCCAUCACCCAACAGAAGGAGAGCAUCCAGGAAGAACUCAGAGGACAAGUGUUCAGUGAAUGACCUCAAGUUUGACCUCAAGCUCGUCAUGGACAAGAUCAGAACAAAGAAGAAGGAUGCCACACAAGAGUUGCUUCAGCUCAUUCACGGACCCACUGGCUUCCUCUCCUGCAUGCAACAGGUAUUCAACCAUGGAUUCAAGUGCACUCGCAAGUUCAAAAAGCGACUUUUCCCGUGGGACGUGUUGGAGCGUGUUUCCGAGCAGCUGUUGAGUGAGGCCCCACCUAAUGAGGAGGGGCAGCCCCCCUCCCCCGACCCUGUGGCACAUGCCCAGCACAUGUUCAUCAACGCUGUGAAUAGAAUCAAUUCAAACAACCCGAACAUUGGCAAGGAGGAGAAGGCUAUGCAGCUCUUUUGUCUGGGACUGAGAGACCACUACCUCCACAGUUGGGUGAGCCUCCUCUCCCAAUCACCCAUCACUGCCUACCUCUACGAGCCUGUAUCAUUUCUAAGAGACCCUGAGCUGUUACAGAACUUACUUGAUGCCCUCACACUCACUGCGGAUCUGUCUAUCAGAUUAGAGCGACUCUUCUCCCAGGGACUCUAGUUAUCAUUUACCCCACACAACUCUUAACCCACUGAUCGAUCUCUGUUGCUGUAUACUUUAUGCUGAACAAAAUCUAUCUAUGUUAAUCGUCUGUCCUUAAUUUUGUGAAUCAUGCAAUAAUAAUUAUUAUGUUCCCUGUGUAUAUGUAUAUAUAUAUUGGGUAUAUCUGUCACUCUGAUCACUAUAUAUAAUCAAAACUAAAAAACAUUUGCAA